GUUAGGGUUUUAAUUUUUUUCUCUUCUUACCCAUUGCACUAGCCGUCACUCUCUUUCUCCCUCACCCUUACCCUCACCUUCGCCUCUCUCUCUCUCUCCCUCACCUGUUCGAAUCCGUACUCACAGUUCAGAACAACGAACUCGUGGAGCUAUAGUCAUGGAAAGUGUUCGUUGGGUUUCAACACAACGAGUUCUUGGUUUUGGCCACUAACGCCGUGAUUGGUAACGGAGGGACUGGCUUGCCGGCGAGUGUGGGGAACGGCACCGUUUGGUCGGGUACCUGAUGACGGAUCUGAAGACGGCAAUCGAAACAGCUAGGGACUUGACCCAGAUGCGAGUUCAGGUCAGCAUGGUCGGGACUCAGUUCGGUGUGGCUCCACCUGGUAUUCCUAUGCCUUCUAACAUUUCGCUUGUCAACGAUGGUUGGUCUUGUCCUAUGUCCAGUUCGACAGGAAAUCAACUAAGGGUGGUGGUGUCAGUUUUGAGCAAGUGGGUGUGUCUCUGGCUUUGGAAUUAUAUAUGUUCGAGAGAGAGAUUGCUGGCUGUGUCUCCUAAGCUGACCUCUUUGCCUGGACUCCUUGGGUUUUGUUACCAAUCUAGGAAGCAACCAUGUCUUUUGGGGUCUCUUCAAGUGAAAAGGGGUGUUAAACCUCUGCUUGGACUCGCUUCUUAUUGUUUGAAGAAGUUUGGAUUUUAUUGGUGGUGCUUCUGCUUCUGUGAUUCUCUUCCUAUAACAUUUUAGCAAAAUGAAGUUCAUGAAACUUGGAUCUAAGCCUGACUCUUUUCAGAUUGAUGGAGACAAUAUUAGGUCUACUUGCUUCUUUUGUAACUUGGAUCAGCCAAAUGCCACAGUUCGUUCUAGAGUCGGAAAUCCCAAAG
This is a messenger RNA of Quercus lobata, 879 nucleotides long. RefSeq lists its product as uncharacterized. The record is from RefSeq and is a predicted model, not a curated record. The transcript is spliced from 4 exons. NCBI's taxonomy places the organism in Eukaryota, Viridiplantae, Streptophyta, Magnoliopsida, Fagales, Fagaceae. Bases 284 to 742 code for a protein of 152 amino acids.